ACCAACCCAAAAGUCUUUCAUUACCACAAGAAAGGUUUCUUUACAAAAAUUGAGAGUACAUUAUAUAUAAAGAUCAAUUUAUUAGGGCAAAGAUGAUAUGCUUAGUGGUUUCACAGUCUAGGUUUUGUGUAGUUACCAUUGUCUUCUACACUUGUGUUUGGAUCCCAUUGCUUCAACUCAAGAAAGCUCUUCUUGGGUUAGUUAGGAAUAUCAUGUUCUUCACUUGUGAGAAUGAUCAGCCAUUUUUGGAGAGUAACAGAAGCACUAGUAGCAGCCAUGUCAAUAGUGCUGUUCAGCCAUGGCUUCCAAUCUCUAGGUAUGUUGACUUGAAAUUGGGUCAAUGUGGAGAUGGGGAAUCACCAAGAAACGACGUCGUUUGUGGUCAUGAUGAGGCUGAGAAGGAUCAGGAGGAACCCUGUUCAAUCUGUUUGGUGGAGUUUGAGAAGGAAGAUGUGGUCAGUCAACUGUCCAAAUGUGGACACGUGUUCCACAUCAAGUGCAUUGAGAGGUGGCUUGAUUCAAAUCACUUCACGUGCCCACUUUGCAGAUCUUCUUUCUUGCAUGACACAAAUCCAAAUUCUCAUGCAAAAAUACCUCUUUUUUCACCACUUUCUGAUUUUAAUCCAUACACCUCUUCUUACCUUGGCUAUUCUUGGCACUGA
Molecule: messenger RNA, 662 nt
Organism: Humulus lupulus (European hop)
Lineage: Eukaryota; Viridiplantae; Streptophyta; Magnoliopsida; Rosales; Cannabaceae
Product: RING-H2 finger protein ATL18
Exons: 1
Coding region: 93-662 (189 amino acids)
Biological process (GO): protein ubiquitination
Source: RefSeq, a predicted model, not a curated record